AUGGAUAUUUCUUCCACUUCAGAAGUUUCAGGCACUUCAUCCUCUUCAACUGUAGGUCAGGAAAAUGUGACCAAUGCUCGUCGAGCCCCGAAAUCUCGUCAGGGUUGUCAAAGAUGCAAGACCAAACGUUUAAAAUGUGAUGAGAAGAAGCCGCAUUGCCUUCAAUGCGUCAAAAGAAAAGCAGAGUGUUGCUAUGCUUCACAACGACUAGUUUGGUCGACAAAGCAUGAGAAGAUUCUUGUUGAGAAUAAUGAUAGACCACUACCAUCUUCAGCGAAAGCUCUGAAGAGGCAGUUGGAGGUCGGGUUGAAAUCUUCCGUGGACCAAAUGCCUGGCAGAAGAGUGACGGAAUGCAACACAAUUAUUGAACAUGCCGAAUCCUGCGAAGGAAGCCAAAAUGGAUCUGUAAAGAGCCCUGAGACUACGGUUCGGAGAUUGUCCACUCCGACUUUCACUGACAGUCUUUCCGCCAUUCGGUAUCAACUGAAUAACUCGACUGUACCUGAGUUUCUCGUUCACCUUCCAACCAUGCUUGUGGAAUACUAUUUUGGGUAUAUUUGUGUAAUAUUCUCCUCAUUUGAUGGCAUUUUUAAUCCGUUUCGGUCUACCGUUGGCCAACUUUGGGACGACUCAGCACCGAUAUACUACGCUAUUCAGAGCAUGGCCGCUGCUUAUCUUUCACAUGACUUCCCACGCAUGUCCGUUGUCGGAGCUCAAAUGCAACGAGAGACAUUUAAGUGUUUAUAUCAAUCGAAUAGUGCUGGGGUAGAAUCUCAUGAUAAUAUUGACAAGACUCUCUUGACUGUACUUUUGGUUGGACAAACUACAGCAUGGCACAAUCCUCGAGAUUUAGGUCUAGCACAUCUGAAGACGGCCAAGAGAUUGUACAAGCAACGUCUAUCACGACAAGGUGCGAAUUCAGAUAACAAAGUGCGGCGACAAAAUGAGUUUUUUCAGCAGUGUAUCUUGUACUGGGAUAUGUUGGCUGGAUUUGUUGAAGAUGAAGAAAACAUCGCCAUGCUAGAGGAGGACAGUACGCUGGUAGAAAGUGUCACCGCCCCAAAUACAGACCACCAAAUAUUUCCUCACCCCUGGACUGGAGUGGCGCCGAAGAUUCAGCGAUUGUUCGCGCAGGUUGGAAGGUUGAUUCGAUCUUAUCGAAAGUCAACAUUUAAUUCAAUUCCAAAUAUUGCUCUCAGUGAUCCAUUCUUUGAUUUCAAUUCUAUGCCUCUUCAAUCAACUGUCUUCGCUAGCAUCGAGUGGACCAACAGAGCACGAUAUUUAGAAGAAAAAUUACUGGCAGUAAAUUUACCAACCGAAACUGAACUUGUCGAUGCUGGUGACGAAAAUACACCCGUAAGGCAAUACAUCCUGCUAGCGGAAGCAUAUCGAUGUGCUGCUCUCCUAGAGAUAUAUCGUAUAUUCCCUUCAAUCUAUUUAAAUCGACAGCCUGACUCUCAAGAAAUACUGUCCUUGCCAGUUUCGCAUUCCGUUGAGGAAUUUUUGAUUUCGCUUGCAUUACAUGUAACAUCUAUUCUCGAGAAAAUACCGUCAACAUCUGGUACUCGGUGUCUUCAGCCUAUUGUCAUGAUUGUUGCUGCAAGUGAGCUUAAAUUCUCUACAGCAUCAAUGAACGCAUUUUCUAUCGAUACACCUUUCGGGGCAAGCCAGUUCGAGGGACCUGGUUACAGACAUAGAUCCACCUCAGGUGGUGCAGCAAUUUCCAAUAGUAUCACUAAUUUUGAAGUGGAUAUUGCGGCAGCUCGUCGGUUCAUCAUCACUCGCUUUCAAGAGUUCAAACUGUCUUUACCUGCGAAGCCCAUGACGAAAGCGUUAAUACUGAUAGAAGAGACUUGGGCAAGGGCCGAUAUUGGACAAGAAGUAUUCUGGAGUACGUUACCUCACUUUGUCACAAUCUUUGUAACAAUUUCACCUUAA
Botrytis fragariae is the source of this 1938-nucleotide messenger RNA. Its product is annotated as putative c6 zinc finger domain protein. Gene Ontology annotation, molecular function: transcription cis-regulatory region binding; DNA-binding transcription factor activity, RNA polymerase II-specific; zinc ion binding. Gene Ontology annotation, biological process: positive regulation of transcription by RNA polymerase II. The record is from RefSeq and is a predicted model, not a curated record. Gene Ontology annotation, cellular component: nucleus. Bases 1 to 1938 code for a protein of 645 amino acids. The transcript has 2 exons. Lineage: Eukaryota; Fungi; Ascomycota; Leotiomycetes; Helotiales; Sclerotiniaceae.